Messenger RNA from Anopheles coluzzii, 2050 nucleotides. RefSeq names its product SET and MYND domain-containing protein 4-like. Gene Ontology annotation, molecular function: protein binding. Bases 93 to 2048 code for a protein of 651 amino acids. The record is from RefSeq and is a predicted model, not a curated record. The transcript is spliced from 6 exons. NCBI's taxonomy places the organism in Eukaryota, Metazoa, Arthropoda, Insecta, Diptera, Culicidae.
ACAACAAUUUCAUUCAUUCAUCCGUUGAUCGUCAUUCCCGGCAGGUGGUUAUUAUAAAGCGAGUCCUGUGCCCAUCCCCACACGGCGACGACAUGGAGGUUAGCAGCGAGACAGGAUACUUUCAGCAGUACGCUAAGAAGUUUCGCCGCACGCUGACGGCCCAGGAGGUGGACCAGUUUGCGGCACUGACGACGGAUCGGGAGCGGUUUGCGUACGUGAACGAGCUGAAGUGGCGCGUCGUGAAUGAAUUACCCCUCGAGCAGUCAUCGCCGGCGAAGGGGAAAUGUUUGGAAAAAGCGCUCAAACAUAAGUGCGAAGGUGAUCGGGCGCUGGGUGAUGGGGAGUGGACGGUCGCGCUAAAGUGCUACAAUCGAGCUUAUUUGCUUUUGCCGGAAGAAAAUGCACUCGAGAAAGCGCUCCUGCUGGACAAUCGGUCCCAGGUGCUACUGCAACUCACCAAACUCGACCAAUCGCUGGCGGAUAUCGAUCGUGCCAUCGGCUACGGCUACCCGCCAGACCAGCUGGCUACGCUCUGGGAGCGCAAAGCUCGUAUCUUUCAAACGAAAAAAGACUUCAAAUCCGCCGUCGAAUGUUACGACAAAACGAUCCACUAUCUGCAGCAAUACCCCACCGGCCUACCGCCCGAGCAGCUGGCCCAAAAGCUGGACGACCUGAAAAAGCUCACCGACACUGUGUACUACCAGUACAAGAACGUCCAGAAGUACCUGGAACCGCCCAAGGGAACGAGACCAUUUCAACCGCACCUCGAUGGAGCGGUACUGUACGAUAGCAGCGAGACGGAAGGUCGUUUCGCCAAAGCCAAAGCAGCGCUGCGUCCGAAUCAACUGAUACUGCGCGAAAAACCACACGCCGCUGCACUGUUGCAGGAGUACAGCGGGACGCACUGUAGCGAUUGUUUCGAACGGAUCGAGGUGCUGUACUGCUGUCCGCACUGUGUCGACGUCGUGUUCUGCUCGGAGCGUUGUGAGAGGAAUGGCUGCGAGAGCUACCAUCGGUACGAGUGUGGCUUUUUGGGUACGCUGUGGGCCUCCGGUGCAACGAUUGUGAGUCUGCUGGCACUGCGCAUCAUCACCCAGAAGCCGUGUGCUUACUUUGAGGAGAUGCGUCACGAGUUGCCAGAAUUGAGCGCAAGCAUGACUGAUAAACUUCCAGAUGAUGACUACAGGAAGAUCUUCAACCUGGUCACACACUCAGACAAGCGUACACCCGAGGACAAUCUCGUGUGGACACUGAUGGCAACCAUGCUCAACACGGUCCUCCGGAUGGCAAACUACAGUGCAGCGGGGGAGGAAAAUAACUUUCUAGGUUAUCUGCUGCUGCACAACCUGCAGGUGGUCAACUACAAUGCGCACGACGUUUCCGAGGUGCAGCGCAAGCAUGCGAACGAGCCGGCCCUAUCGGUCGCCGUCGGGGCAGCUCUCUAUCCGCUGCUGGCCCUCUUCAAUCACUCCUGCGAUCCCGGCAUUGUACGGUACUUCACCGGCACGACGGUGCACGUACGGACGAUUAAGAACAUCGCUGCCGGUGCGCUCAUCGCGGAAAACUAUGGACCACUUUACACGCGAAUGGCCCGCUCGGAGCGUCGCCAAUCGUUGGCCACCAAUUACAAGUUCGAGUGUGGCUGCGAGGCUUGCGCCGCCGAUUGGCCGACCUGUGCGAACAUGAACCACGCGGUGAUACGGUUUCGGUGUACGGGGCCGGACGCUUGCCAGCGCCCGGUACUGUACGAUCUGCACUCCAGCAGUCAGGGUGUGCGGUGCGGUGCCUGCGGACACAUUGUGGACGUUGGCGAGCGCAUCCGAAUGCUGCGGGAAGCAAACAUGAUCGGCCGCUUCAACGAGGCGAACCAUCUCUAUCAGGUCGGCAUGUACGAGCAGGCACUGGCGAAGUAUGCGGCGAUUAUGCUGAUCAUGGAUGAGGUGCUGGUACCACCGUACCGCGACUAUCACAUGUGCCAGCAGGGCAUGCGCCGCUGCUGUCUGGAUAUGGGCAGCUGUUACGUGUCUUACCCGGCCAGCGAAAAGUAAAA